This is a messenger RNA of Rhinocladiella mackenziei CBS 650.93, 1827 nucleotides long. Its product is annotated as phosphonoacetate hydrolase. NCBI's taxonomy places the organism in Eukaryota, Fungi, Ascomycota, Eurotiomycetes, Chaetothyriales, Herpotrichiellaceae. The transcript is spliced from 3 exons. Gene Ontology annotation, molecular function: phosphonoacetate hydrolase activity. The record is from RefSeq and is a predicted model, not a curated record. The coding region runs from base 1 to 1827 and encodes 608 amino acids.
AUGUUGCCUUCCGUCGAGCGAAACGCCCGCCAGUGCGUCGAAGAACUGUUUCAUUUCAUCACAAUUCAAGGAGAUGGCGAUUACAUCGGUGAGAAGGUUUCUCAGCUAGAGCACUCGCUCCAGGCGGCUCAACUUGCUGUGGAAGCGGGCGCGGACGACGACACCGUGCUGGGAGCCCUCCUUCAUGACGUCGGCCGUUUCAUCCCGGCCGCGGAGAAUAUGCCGGCCAUGAUCGCUCCAAAUGGAGUGUAUGUUGGCCGCGAGAGCCAUGAGAUUCUUGGCGAGAAAUACCUUCGCCAACUCGGAUUCAGCGAGUCGAUCUGCCAGCUGGUCGGGGCUCACGUUAUGGCGAAAAGGUACCUAACGGCCGUGGAUAAAGGGUACUAUGACGGUUUGAGUCAGUCCAGCAAGACGACAUUGAAGUUUCAGGGCGGCAUCUUCACCGAGGAGCAAGUCCGUGAGGCGGAGAAGGACCCUCUUCUCAGCGCGAAACUCGCAGUUCGCCGGUGGGAUGAUUUGGCCAAAGUGCCCAACAUGGAAACCCUUCCGCUCCGGUACUAUGAACGAAUGGCGAUUAACAGCCUUCUCAACUCCCGAUCCGUAAUUGAGGUGAACGGAAGAAGGUACAACCUUCCCCGACGACCGACAGCGGUGAUUUGCAUCGACGGUUUCGACCCGGAAUAUCUCGAAAGAGGGAUUUCUGACGGCAUAAUUCCUCACAUGGCCUCAUUCGUACGAUCCGGCUUCUCGACUACAGCAACAUGUGCCAUGCCAUCGUUCACCAACCCCAAUAACGUUUCCAUCAUAUCCGGGGCGCCCACAUCCGUCCACGGUAUCGCCGGCAAUUUCUUCCUCGAUCGAUCCACCCGGCGAGAGCAGAUGAUCGUCGACGACAAGUUGCUGCGAGGUACGACAAUCUUGGAACAAAUGGCCAAUCGAGGCGUCAGGGUCGCGGCCAUAACGGCCAAGGACAAAUUGCUAGCUAUCAUCAACCACGGCCUAGAUUGUUCCAAGGGCGCAAUUUGUUUCUCGGCACAGUGUGCGAAUAAAUGUACAGUUGCUGACCAUGGCAUUUCAGAGGUUGAAGAAUGGCUUGGCCUUCCAACGCCGGAGCAAUACUCCGGAGACUUGUCGUUGUUCGUUCUGAAGGCAGGGGCAAAACUUCUGGAGGAGGACAGGGCCGACUUGCUGUAUUUGACCUUGUCCGAUUACGUGCAACACAAAUAUGCACCUGGAAGCAAAGAGUCGAACGAGUUUAUGUCAGCCAUUGAUCAGUGCAUUGGACGAUUGGUGGAAUUAGGGGCCACCGUUGCUGUCACCGGUGACCACGGAAUGAGUGACAAGUCGAAAAGUGAUGGUUCUCCCAACCUUCUAUUUCUUGAGGAAGAACUCAACCGGGAGUUUGGCCAGGGCUUUGCCAGAAUCAUCUGCCCUAUCAUUGACCCCUUUGUCCGACACCACGGUGCGCUGGGCUCCUUUGUGCGGAUUUAUUUGAACCGAGAAGGUGUCAGCAUCGAAGAUGUUCUUCAAUACUGUCGGUCAUUCCCCCAGAUCGAGUUGGCCGUUGAUGGAAAGACCGCCGCCGAGAAAUUUCAGAUGCCUCUUGAUCGUGAAGGAGACAUCGUCGCUAUUGCCAAAAAGGAUGCCGUUCUCGGAAGUCGAAAGGAAGAGCACGAUCUGACCAACCUGAGAGAUCAUCGACUUCGCUCUCACGGAGGCCUUUCAGAGCAACACAUCCCCCUUCUGCGAUCUCUGCCGGUGACAGAUCCCGCGGGUGAUCGGGAGUGGAGGAAUUUCGAUGCCUUUGACCUGGCGUUGAAUUUUUGA